Molecule: messenger RNA, 2122 nt
Organism: Lactuca sativa (garden lettuce)
Lineage: Eukaryota; Viridiplantae; Streptophyta; Magnoliopsida; Asterales; Asteraceae
Product: rust resistance kinase Lr10
Biological process (GO): protein phosphorylation
Molecular function (GO): protein kinase activity; ATP binding
Source: RefSeq, a predicted model, not a curated record
AUAACUGUUCUAAAGAGUUGUUCUCGAAAACAUAUAGAGGCAAAAAGAUAUACAGACGUGUUAUACACUUAUACACACUCAACGGAGUCUAAAGAACAUAUGAAAAAAGUGUCUAAACUUUUCUGUUGGACAUUUGAAAUGAAUCCCGUCUUAUUUCUUGCAUUUGUUCUUCUCGCUUGUGUACCUUUCCCUCACUCUGCUACAUACCACAAUACUUCUACAUUAAUCUGCCCAGAAAGUUUCAGUUGUCCAAAUUUGGCCCCAUUCAAGUACCCUUUUUAUAAAGCCGCUGACAGGCAAUGCGGAUUGAUCCAGGUCAACUGUACUUCCGAUGGUGGGAUAAUUCAUCUUGGAAGAGGCUCAUAUGAGAUUCAUGGCAAUUUUGUAUCUGAUUCUUCAGUCUGGGUUGUUAACAAAAUGUUUAAAACACUUGUACAGAAGGAAAGGUGUGAGGCACUUAUGUAUAAUUUCACUUCUCCAACUCCUCUUUUGUAUUCAAUUUCGAUCCUACCCUUCAUCACUCUCUACAAAUGUACAAACAAUUCCACUUAUGAUGCACAAACGGAGGCUUAUUUUCACCAACUUAAUUACAAUAGCUAUAACAAAUGUAAAGAUCACAACUUCUACUAUAAGUAUUCAAUCAGCAACACAUCAAUUCUUAGUGAUCUCCCACCUACAUGUCAAGUUAUACUGCUGCCUGUAGAGACAGGUGGCCAUAAAGUAGUUAACGAACCCAACAUAUUUUCUCUUCUCAGUUCUGUAGUCUCUAUUUCAAUUAAGCUGUCACCUUCCUGCGAUAAGUGUCACAAGGAAGAAGGCCAGUGUCAUACUCCCAAUGGACAGUUUCUAUGUUCCAACGCCAAAAAGGGUGAUGCGCACUGGCAUAACCAUGAUGGACUCAAGUCUACCAACACAAAAAAGGAAGCACCACUCAGAAAACUGAAAUAUAUCCUAGCUGUUUGUGUAGGAUUUGUGACAAUGUUGGUUGUGAUAAUCUUGUGUUUCAUAUGGAAACUCAGAUGGCGAAUAAAGACAAAGAAAUAUGUUAAUGUGGAAAGUUUUCUAGAAAAUCAUGAAUUUCUUGCGAAAAGGUAUACGUAUUUGCAAGUAAAGAGGAUGACAAACUCAUUCGAAAUCAAAUUAGGACAAGGUGGAUUUGGUUCGGUGUAUAAAGGAGCGUUAACUAAUGGAAGUUUAGUGGCCGUGAAGAUCUUAAGCGAAUUGAAAGGUAAUGGUGAAGAUUUCAUAAAUGAAGUUGCAAGUGUUGGUAGAACUUCCCAUGUAAAUAUUGUAAGUCUUGUAGGAUUUUGCUUUGAGGGCCAUCAAAGAGCAUUAAUCUAUGAGUUCAUGCCUAAUGGAUCACUUGAGAAGUUCAUAUAUGACCAAACGUUUUUGAGUAAUAGCCAACUUGGAUGGAAAAAGUUGCAUGAGAUUGCUAUCGGAAUUGCUCGAGGCUUAGAAUACUUGCAUAGUGGUUGCAACACACGGAUCUUGCAUUUUGACAUAAAGCCCCAUAAUAUUCUUUUGGAUCAAGAUUUUUCUCCUAAAAUAUCCGAUUUCGGCCUUGCCAAGCUAUUCCUCGAGAAAAGAAGCAUGAUAUCUAUGUCCCAUAUGAGAGGAACGCCAGGGUAUAUUGCUCCGGAACUCUAUUCUAGGAGUUUUGGGCAGGUAUCGCACAAAUCUGAUGUUUAUAGUUAUGGGAUGAUGAUUUUGGAAAUUGUUGGAGGGAGGAAAAAUAUUGAGGUUGGAGUUGAUCAUACAAGUGAAAUAUACUUCCCGCAUUGGAUAUACAAAAAGGUUGAUUUAGAUGAAGACUUGGAACUACAUAUGAGUACGAGUGAUGAAGAAAAUGAGAUGGUAAGAAAAAUGAUUAUUGUGGGCUUAUGGUGCAUACAAACAAAUCCCUUGAGUCGACCAACUAUUACGAAGGUAUUGGAAAUGUUAGAAGGAGACCUAGAAUCAUUGGAAAUUCCUCCAAAACCUUAUUUAUCUUCUCCAUUAAGGUCGGUCGUUAGUUCCUCAUUUACAGAAUAAGUGCAUACAUGUUCAUUUACAGUAAGUUCAAUAUACAUUUUGUCAUGUAAGUUAAUCUCGACACUAUUGUAUCCUAAAUUUGUAGUCA